Messenger RNA from Neurospora tetrasperma FGSC 2508, 2766 nucleotides. RefSeq lists its product as uncharacterized. The coding region runs from base 1 to 2766 and encodes 921 amino acids. The transcript has 2 exons. Gene Ontology annotation, biological process: peptidyl-serine phosphorylation; intracellular signal transduction. The record is from RefSeq and is a predicted model, not a curated record. Gene Ontology annotation, molecular function: protein serine/threonine kinase activity; ATP binding. Lineage: Eukaryota; Fungi; Ascomycota; Sordariomycetes; Sordariales; Sordariaceae.
AUGAACGGAGACUUCAGCCUGUCCCAAGCGCUUGGCGGCUUACGAAUCGCCAACCUCGACGAUGACGACUCCGUCCACUCGACCGAGAACGAUCAGACAACCCCCGAUGCUCCCGCCAAUCAGUCCUCUGCGAGCCAUCAAGACGCAACAACGAACAAUGCCCCCCAGACGACUUCUCCCCAGCCUGCACAGCCUGCACAGCCUCCUUCUCAGCGGACACCGUUGGACCUAGAACGGCAGGUUACCCCUCAAGACCCCCCGCAGCGCCCGCCCCAUACCUACGAAACCGCCGCCGCGAUCCUCAAGAAUGCCCAAGACAACCUCAGCGCCCGCGGUUAUCCCCCAACUAGUCAACAAUUGCCAGCAGGAAAUGGAAACUGGCCACCAAACGCAAGACCUACUCCCGGAGGGGCACUACAGUCAAUGGAGGGCGAUCCGCAGCGGGGAGCAUACCACCCACAUGGACACGGGACUGCAUAUGGGGACCUACGGAACGAGCUAAGGAACGAAAUCCAGACCGACACGUCUCGGACUUCUCUAUACGGCGUGCCCACGAUUUCGAGGAGCGAGUCUAGGCGUGCGCCCCCUGGUGCCCCCACACGAGAGCCGAGUCGAUCAUACCGCCAAGGCCGGCCCGGUCCCGGUCCUCCCAUGGGCGUCGAUCCCAACGGCGCGUUGCCUCCUAGGAGGAGCUCACGCGGGGUUCAAGGAGGAUAUUCUCAGAUCCCGGGCAUCCCCGUAGCCGCGCCGGGCACCUAUACGUCAGAAGCGCGGCUGGGAGAAGUACCACCCAUGCUCUCCACCAGCAGCGAGGAAUGGAAAGACCGGGGUGCGGCAGUCGGCGUUAGGAGAGAGGUGGAUGCCGAUGGGAGGGUGACAAUGAAGCCGGUCAAGAAAGGAGUGCGCGACUUCACCUUUGGGAGGAUAUUGGGAGAGGGCUCCUACAGCACGGUUUACCUUGCGACCGAUCGCCAAACCCUGAGAGAAUACGCCGUCAAGGUCCUAGAGAAGAAGCACAUCAUCAAGGAGAAGAAGAUCAAAUACGUCAAUAUCGAGAAGAACACGCUGAACCGGCUGACCGAGCACCCGGGUAUCGUCCGCUUGUAUUACACCUUCCAGGACGAGACUUCGCUGUAUUACGUCCUCGAUCUAUGUACUGGCGGAGAGCUGCUGGGCGUGCUCAAGAAGGCGGGGACGUUCGACGUGGAAUGCACCAGGUUCUAUGGCGCCCAAAUAUUGGACGCUAUCGACUACAUGCACUCGAGAGGUAUCAUCCACCGUGAUCUGAAGCCCGAGAACGUGCUCCUGGACGAACAGAUGCACGUCAAAAUCACCGACUUUGGCACUGCCAAGCUACUGCGAGACCCUCGAGAUCCCAGACCACCAGAGGAAACACCCGGGCAAAGUGGCGAGGAUGACGAGCGAGCGGCCUCGUUUGUUGGUACCGCUGAAUACGUGAGCCCCGAACUCCUGACGGAAAAAUCGGCGAGCACAGCAAGCGACAUAUGGGCCUUUGGAUGCAUUAUCUACCAACUCCUCGCCGGUCGGCCUCCCUUUAAAGCAGGAACCGAGUAUCUUACUUUCCAAAAGAUCGUCAAACUCGAGUACGAAUUCCCGCCUGGUUUCCCACCUGCCGCGCGCGAUUUGGUAGAACGAUGUCUUGUGCUGGACCCGGCUCAGCGCUUCACGGUGGAGCACAUCAAGAAGCACGAGUUCUUUGCCGGACAAAUGUUUGGCAAGGAACUGUGGAGGAUGAAGGCACCGCGGCUGAGGCCGUACGUACCAGGAUCCCAGGAGCAGCAACCGCAAAUGAUGCAUUUGGGCGGAGGUGGGUCGAAUUCGAAUCAUAAUCAUCACUCUAUGCCCAUGGGCAACCCAAGCUCAACCAGAGGCAACACCACCACUCAAGGGGGACCGGCCAAUAACAACGUCAACCGACCUGCUAGGAUCAUCACCGAACUACCGCCUCCUACGCAACUGGAUCUUGACUGGUCACCCGUAUUGACCAAAAACAACGAGCGCAUCCUUAAGCUGGGCGACCUGAUGGUCGUGUCAUCGCCGAUACCGCACAGCCCACACGGCAAGGAAGGCGGAGAAGGGCAUAAGAAGUUGGCUCGCUUCUUUGGCGGCAGUACCACCAAGAAGAGACAGCGGCUUGUCAUGAUCACCUCGAGCGGCCGUAUCGUGUUUGCGCCAGCCGGCGGCGAGGAGAAGAAGGCGAAACAGGAGAUUUCGCUUCUGGCUUCGGAUUGCACGUGGAAAGCCCAAAUCGACGCUAAGGGCCAGCCGGUUUGGUGUGUCGACACGGGCGGCGUACACUACACCUUUGAAGAACCCAAGUCCUCGGAAAAACAACACAAAGACAAAUCCGACAAAUCAUCAGACGGAGGAGCAGGAAGAGACGGUGGCAACAACAGCAGCAGCAGCAAGUCUACAGUAGACGAGUGGAUCGAGUCGCUGGAGCGGGCCAAGGACCUGGCGCUUUCCCAAAACCUGGUAGGUUCCAACGACAACUUUGGAGACAUGUCCAUGUCGUCCAGCCCGGCGGGUUCCAUGGUGAAUAUCGGUGGCGGAGGUGGACAUCAUCACAAUGGAAGGGGACAUGGAAACUUUAGUGGCGGAGAGGGCGGGUACAGCAUCAGUGACCGAUCGGGCCGCAAUCAGCUGACCAAGAGUCAGGCGAGCCUGGAUGAUAGCAGCAGUGUUACAAAGCGCAAUCGGUUUAGUCGGAGGCAGUCGAAGAAUGGGUUGGGGGCUGCGUUUUGA